Molecule: messenger RNA, 2607 nt
Organism: Xylona heveae TC161
Lineage: Eukaryota; Fungi; Ascomycota; Xylonomycetes; Xylonales; Xylonaceae
Product: cysteine proteinase
Exons: 5
Coding region: 1-2607 (868 amino acids)
Biological process (GO): protein deubiquitination
Cellular component (GO): cytosol; nucleus
Molecular function (GO): cysteine-type deubiquitinase activity; cysteine-type endopeptidase activity
Source: RefSeq, a predicted model, not a curated record
AUGAUGAACCCUCAUCUGCCGGCGGCGCCCCAUGGGCUCUCUGCCAUGCCUUUCCACCCUCGCAGAGGGCACAAUGACAUGCCCUUCUCUCCGGCUAGUCAUGCUCCUAUGCCCUCGCCUUAUGCCAGCUAUCACUACCAGCACUUUCAUCCACACGCGCAUUCGCCUCAACGGCAGCAGUGGUAUUCACCUUACCAACAUAUGCACAUGCCGCCUCCGCGGCAGUACAGCCAACCUCCGCCUAUGGUCGUCUCGUCCUACCCUCACGCUCAGCCUAUUGCUCCACUGAGCCAUCCAUCGCCUCAACCGCACCCAUCUGUUCUGGCGCAACCUCAGCCUAUGCCAUCGCCUUCCACUUCGACCACGUCCGUCAACGUCCCGACCCCUCCUCCCAACGCCCCUUUCGCAUCAUUCGCCCGACCUCCUUCCCCGCCAGCGCGACGGAUACCGUUUUACCCUUCGUUGCCGUGGUAUUCGGUCCCUGACCAGCCAUUUCCCUCAAGGGCUCCAAGGCGUCGAAGAAAGCGUAGAACUGUCUCCCAGUCCGCUGCAUCAUUGGAGCUACCGUCUCGGGAGGGACCAGAAGAAUCAAAGUCCCAAGCUUCGCUCGCAGAUAAUGUUACCGAAUCUGCGGCCACUGCAUCUCAUGCCCCUCUUAUUCACACAGAAAACACUCCGGAACAGGCGACAAACCGUCGGCCUUCAACCCAGCUUUCGGAUACCGCGUCAUCGGCCAAGGCCCAACCGACACACAAGCGCGAAACCACCAAGACGGCCGUCCCAGUUGUCCCUCUGGUUCCUGCUACGCCUCAAACUGCAUCCCAAUCGAAACCUGCACUGCCAAAAGCCAACCAAGCCGCCCCUGUAAGCGCUGAUCAGCCAUCUCCUGCGCUUACCCACCCAACCGGCGUUGAGGAGAGUUUGGAGUCUAGCAAGGAGAAGGCGGAAGUGACCGAAAAGUCUCCUGAGCCGUCUGUAGCAUCGCCGACGCCUCCAAAGGCUGCUCCCAAAUCUUGGGCGGAUCUUGUUCGCAACAAAUCAAUCGCCGCCAACGCUCCAUCCGCGAGUGCGACUCCCCUCAAUGGCGCCAUUCAAACAAACGGCUUUAGCGCUGCAAGAGCUGGCUCCCUUGGCGAAGCGCUGCAUUCUUUCAAUGUUGAGUCCGUAGUAAGGGAAUCCAGAAUUCAGUUCGUCGAGCCUCGAGGUCUUGUAAAUACUGGUAAUAUGUGCUAUAUGAAUUCUGUUCUUCAAAUCUUGCUUUUCUGCAUUCCUUUUUAUAGUUUUCUCGACCUGAUGGGCAAACGUUCUGCCUACAGUUUCAAGAGCGAUACUCCUCUUAUUGACGCCAUGAUAAUGUUCAUGCGUGAGUUUACGGUCCUCGAUUCGGCGCCGACAUCUGAGCAGCUCAAGCUGCGCCUAAAAGGCCCGGAGAUUGAGCAAUAUGGCGAAGCAUUUAUUCCUCAUUUUUUCUAUGAAACCAUCAAUGGCUUGCCAAGAUUCUCAUCAAUGAGACGUGGCCACCAACAAGAUGCCGAGGAGUUCUUAGGAUUCCUUCUCGAAGGCCUUCAUGAUGAAUGCAUCAACGUCAUGAAAGCAACAGCCUCGACCGCUCCUUCUGGCAUUUCGACACCCGCAGAGAGUGUCAAUUCGCCUACCAGUGACUCUUUUGGCGGACCAGGCUCCACAGCUGACGAUGGCUGGCUGGAAGUCGGGCCGAAGCAGAAAUCGGCAGUGACUCGUUCAUCUGGCAUGACUGGCCUCGAUUCGCCUGUUAACAAGAUUUUCGGUGGUCAAUUACGGUCUGAACUCCGUGUUCCUGGCUUGAAGACUUCCGUAACCCUGGAGCCGUAUCAGCCUCUUCAGCUUGACAUUGGUUCUCCGCAAGUCAGCAACAUUACCGACGCACUCAAGGGUUUGACUCAUUCCGAGGCUCUCCAUGGCGAUUUUGGGUCGCCGCGCGGGCCAGAUGUCACGGCAACUAAGCAAGUGUUCAUUGAAACUAUGCCUCCAGUAUUAAUCCUGCAUCUGAAGCGUUUUCAAUAUGACAAUACUGGAGGAACCCAGAAAAUUUGGAAGAAGGUCGGGUAUCCGUUGGAGCUUGAGAUCCCCAAGGAGGUCUUCCCGCCUAAUAAACGCGGGGCUAUGAUGAGCCACGGCGGCCUUCCCAAGUACAGGCUGAUUGGAGUUGUCUAUCACCAUGGGAAGAACGCCAGCGGUGGCCACUACACUGUUGACGUCCGACGUCAGGAUGGCCGAGAAUGGAUUCGCCUCGACGACACCGUCAUUCGACGGCUGCGCAGCGAGGAUGUUGCCGAGGGCGGUAGUGAAGAGGAUCCUAAAGUACUCGCCGCUGCACUUGAAAACCACAAACGCGAUGGCGCUACCAGCGACAAUUUCUACCAGCAAAUUCUUGGUUCUGAUGAUGGCGCUGAUGAGGGCUGGAGUCAAGUAAACGGCACCAGCACCGGCAUGUCUCCUGGUAAUAAAAAGUCAAACUCUGCUAAUGGUACCUCUACUCCUACGUCCGCUUCGAAGAAAUCGACCAACGACAGGUUCUCGGUCAAGGACAACAAGGUUGCAUACAUCCUCUUCUACCAGCGAAUCUAA